This is a messenger RNA of Drosophila elegans, 2529 nucleotides long. RefSeq lists its product as uncharacterized. Bases 1306 to 2529 code for a protein of 407 amino acids. The record is from RefSeq and is a predicted model, not a curated record. The transcript is spliced from 6 exons. NCBI's taxonomy places the organism in Eukaryota, Metazoa, Arthropoda, Insecta, Diptera, Drosophilidae.
AAAAUAUUUAAAAACAAAUUAUAACUUCGUGGUUUUCAAUUGAUUUAAAAACAUUUCGAUAAUUUCGCUAAUUAGUGAUUGAAUAUUUGGUCAUUGCGACUCGCGAGAUAUGAGCAAAAUAACAUUAGCAUUUAACUCAACUGUUCGUUAUGUGCUUAAUUUUAAUAGAUUUAACCAUGUAUCACGCUUGACUAAUAAAAUUCUUGAACUUAAUUUAAACUCAUGGAUUAAAUAUAAAUCUAUAAUUACUUCUAUGAAAUUGUGACCAGCCACGAAUCAAUGUAUCCAAACAUUAAGCUCAUUCCUGCAAUAUUUCAACGAACUAAUAACUAAAUAUGCCCUCGCAGUCGAUCUACGUAAAUGCAAUCCGAUUAUGGAACAGUCUACCACAUUAACUUAAAACAAUUAGGAGCGCAACUCUAUUUAAAAAAAAGUAAAUUAAAUUUACAAAUAAUAAAUAUUAUUUUAAAAAUAAACAUAUACAUUAAAUAUUUUAAAAAUCCGUCAAAUAAGAUAGUUUCUAGGUGUUAGUCUUUAGUCAAUAAUGUUUAUAUUUAAUUUUUUUAUAUUAUAAUGACCAGUGCCUUAACAAUAAGCAUAUGCUUGCAGCGCUGGGCUAAAAUAUUGAAUAAAAUAAAAAAAAUAAAAUUUCAGAUUCACGGUUUCAAUUUUAUUAACGAUGCCUUAUAAGCACACAAAUCGGAAUAGAAUUGUUAUAAGGAAUAUUUAAAUUUUGCAAAAGCUGCAAGGGUAUAUAGACAUCAGCUUGCCGAAGAUUGCUUUCUUUCUCGUUAUUAUUGAUGUAUACACACUCGUAAUCACGUCUUGAGUCCUUAAAAAAUUCACAAAGAAUUUUUGCUAACUAUCUUAUAAUUUUAUUCACUAAAACCAGAUGUACUGAAUAAAAAAUGCAAACUAAUAAAUAAUGCAGGGUCAACACAUGCUAAGAGCGAGCAGCAACUCUUAAAAUAUCUAAAAUGAUUGGGCGUUGCCAAGCUUUAAAAUAAAAUUGCGCAGGCGUAACUUAAAUCCACGAGUUAACUCUGACUUUGGCAUUACAUACCUUAAUACUUUUCAACGAAGGCGACAUAAUGGAAUACCAAGUGAAAGUUGAUACGUUUUUCAUUCUCUUUGUAAGACUACAAAACAAGAGGAAUCAGUGCCGGAGGCUAUAUUUGGUCCAGGAGAUUGCUUUGGAGACGUAGAAAUGGUUGAGGACUGCCCAAGGAUGAAUUCUUAUCAGCCCAUGUUUGUGAGGUCCUAUCGAUUUACGACGUGGACUAUGAGCGCAUUUUAAAACCAUUUAUGUUAAAACAAUGGGACGAAAAGAAGCUUGCCUUAAAGGCAUUUGACUAUUUUGAUUUUCUAAACCCGGAGCAGAUCAUUCUCGCCUGCAAAUACGCCUACUUGGUGCAGUACGAACCUUUGGAGACCAUUUACCUGGGGGAUAAAGGCUCCCUGGGCUUCGUGCGAUUCGUUCUUAGCGGAGAGUGCGCCAUCUUGCAGUGCUUGAAUAUGACGGCCACCCACAAAGACGGAAAGACCAAUUACGAAUUGACCGAAAUCGACAAGGAUAAGGAGGGACUUGAUAUGUUUCAGUUCUGGAAGGACCUUAGCAUGCACUCUUCGUUUGUGGACAUCCAGGAUAUUCUGGCCUCGUCCUCCUCCUCCGAAGAGGUUGAAGGUGCCACCAAGAAGAAGCAGACGAUGCGCAAAAUGGGACUCAACGAAAUUCAAAAGAACUGUGGCAUACGCACCUCUGUCACACCAAGUCGAAAAAAAGCAAAACCAAGGAGAACAAUGAACCUGCAGGCUCAGGCCCAAACCAGGAAAACACAAUUAAUUCAGUCACUGCGGCGGGGAACUCCUUGGCUGCCGGGCGCUGCACUGGGUUCAUACGGGAGCGACGACUCCCUGGACGACAACGAAGACGCCUUCGAUUACGGCGAAGAUCUCCUUGAUGAGUACGCCUCGGAUGACAGCAGUUAUGAUUCGGACAACGUUUCCAUGGACAGAACCAUGGUGCAAGUUCAGCUUAAGCGACGCUCCGCCAAAAGUCUUGAGGCGGAGAGCAAGGAGUCAAGUACAUCAUCGGAAAUAUUCACGGCUAGUUCCUUCUGCAACGAUAAAACCAGUUACGAUGGGACAAAGACAGGUGCUGUCCCGGCGGAGACACACUUUAUAGACGUGGGCUCACUGACCUAUGGAAGCAUCUUUGGUCUGGGCGAAAAAAUGGAACAUCGUGUAAUUAUGGCCCGCACCGUUGUACAGUGCCUGCUCAUCCCGCGCUUCUGGUUGCUCGAAGAGGAGCAGAAUCCGGGCAACAUUUGGCACCGCCGCAGGUUCUACUUUGAGUGCAAUGUGCCCUCGCGACAGGAUCUGUUCACCAACUUUCUCAAGACCCGGCAGUGGAACAAAUUUCGACACGACUACAUUCAAGGCCUGCUAAACCGCGAGGAAAAGGGCAACAUCACCAAGGAGGAAGAUAUUCCAAUCAUGUGCUGCAUCGUAGAGACAAGCGAUGAUUAA